AUGGCCAACUUCGUAUUCUCUCCACUCAGUCUUAUAUACAGGACUCGAUUUUCUACAGCAGACGUUUACAUUUUCGACAUAACCGCUAAUUCUUCCUCUUACAUAGUAUCUGGGUCACAAAACGAAAUAAAACUAUAUGAUCGUCAAACUUUAAAUAAUACUCGAGUACUUCCUUUUCAUAAAGAACCCAUUACAAAAAUAAAGAGUCAAGGAGAUUUCUACUUGAUUUCAAGUUCAAAGGAUGGUCGCAUCGCAUUCUGGGACUUGAGGGUCGCCAAUGAGCCUUCGAUAGUUUAUCAAGCAACGCAUGCUGAGCCAUUGCUGUCUUUCGAUGUUAAUUUCUCAGAAACGCUUCUCGCGGCAGGAACUGAGCUUGUUGCAGAGGAUGCCAAAAUUAUCUUUUGGGAUAUACGUGCUUCAUCCAUAAUAACCGAAUUCACUGAGUCACAUAGUGACGAUGUUACCAAUCUUCAAUUUCACCCAAUAUCUGCUUCUCGUUUGUUGACGGGAGCAGAGGAUGGAAUUGUGUGUAAUUACGACAUAAGUAAUUUUGAUGAAGACGAGGCACUAGUCUCAGUGAUAAAUUCUGAAUCCACGGUACAUAAAGCUGGAUACUUUGGUCCGCAAGGCGAAUAUGUCUAUUGCUUGACGCAUACUGAAACAUUUGGUCUGUGGUCUAUAGAAAGCGACGCCUUGUGUAAUUUUGGAGAUGUUAGAUCGUUCUCAUCACAUGGAGUCUGUUCGAUCGACUACAUAAUUGAUUGCUAUUAUAAUAAUAAUACGCAAAGACUAUAUCUAUUAGGAGGAUCCAACGGAGGAGAUAUUUCCAUAAUACAUGUAGUUGUGGAUGAGUUGCAAUUUUGUCAGGUGCUGAAAGGCGGACAUACUGAGGUUGUUAGAAGCAUCUGCUGGGAUCCUGAGAUAAAUACGCUGUUAUCCGGAGGAGAAGAUUCCAUGUUAUCUUUAUGGGCGACAAUAUAA
Messenger RNA from Paraglomus brasilianum, 981 nucleotides. NCBI's taxonomy places the organism in Eukaryota, Fungi, Glomeromycota, Glomeromycetes, Paraglomerales, Paraglomeraceae. The record is from the annotation of a GenBank genome assembly.